Messenger RNA from Sitodiplosis mosellana (orange wheat blossom midge), 1991 nucleotides. It is a transcript of the gene eIF3d1, whose product is annotated as eukaryotic translation initiation factor 3 subunit D. Gene Ontology annotation, cellular component: cytoplasm; eukaryotic translation initiation factor 3 complex. The record is from RefSeq and is a predicted model, not a curated record. Lineage: Eukaryota; Metazoa; Arthropoda; Insecta; Diptera; Cecidomyiidae. Gene Ontology annotation, molecular function: translation initiation factor activity. The transcript has 6 exons. Gene Ontology annotation, biological process: translational initiation. The coding region runs from base 144 to 1745 and encodes 533 amino acids.
UUUGAUAGACAGGAGCCAACUUCACGUCGAUUCGGCAAUUCUUUUCUUGUGUGAAACGUGUUAAACUUUGUCACUUUUACAGCUUGAUAAAAACGGGAGUUUCAAUUUAUUUUGUGAAAAAGUUUGUUUGAAUUUAAUUUGAAAUGUCUGAAACCGAUGCCGGAUCUGGGCUCUUUUCGAUGCCAACGUUGCAGUAUAAUGAGGAAGGAUGGGGACCGCAUGAAAUCUCCGAAGAUUUUCGCGUUAUGCCGUAUCAGCCAUUCAGCAAGAGUGACCGCAUCGGCAAAGUGAGUGAUUGGACCGGCACAGCCCAAAUGGAUAAGAAAUUCCCAAAUAAAUACACUUCGCAAUUCGGAACUGGAAGCCAGUAUGCCUACUACCACGAUGAAGAUGAGACCACUUUCCAUUUGGUCGAUACUGCUCGUGUGCAGAAGCCACCAUACCAACGGGGACGCUUCCGUGGAAAUGCCCGUCACUUGCGUGGUCGUGGCAAUCGUUCAAUGAAUGCCGGUGGCAUGCAACAAUUGAACAAGAAUGUGAAGAUUCGUGACAAUCGACGCGGUAUCACACGCAAAUGGGGAGCUCGUGGUCCACCACCAAAGAUUCGUGAUGCUUCAGUUGCUGUACGUGCCGAUUGGACGACCAUUGAAGAAAUGGAUUUUCCACGUUUGUUGAAGUUGUCGUUGCCGGGCAUCAAAGAGGGUGAAGAUAUCCGUCGUUGCGGUGCAUUAGAAUUCUACGAUAAAACGUAUGAUCGUGUUAAUGUAAAAAAUGAACGGCCAUUGCAACGUGUUGAUCGUAUUUUCCACACCGUUACCACCACCGAUGACCCAGUCAUUCGUCAAUUGUCGAAAACCGAAGGAAACGUUUAUGCUACGGAUGCCAUUUUGGCAACAAUUAUGUGCAGCACACGGUCAAACUACUCGUGGGAUAUUGUUAUUGAGAAGAUUGGCGGCAAAUUGUUCAUGGACAAGCGAGAUAACACUGAAUUCGAUUUGUUGACCGUCAAUGAAACAUCCGUUGAACCACCAAAUGAGGAUGGAAACUCAUUGAACGGGCCCAGAAAUUUGGCCAUCGAAGCCACUUUCAUCAAUCACAACUUCAGCCAGCAGGUAUUAAAAGGUGGAGAGAAAUACAAGUUUGAACAUCCAAAUCCAUUCAUCACUGAAGAGGAAGAAGGUGAAGUUGCCAGCGUUGCAUACCGAUACCGUAAAUGGGAUCUUGGAAACGAUAUUGUAUUAGUUGCCCGUUGUGAGCUUGAUGCUGCUAUGCAAACGCCAAACGGUGAACCACAAUUCUUAUCCAUCAAAGCGCUGAAUGAAUGGGAUUCAAAGGCAGCCAAUGGCGUUGACUGGCGCCAGAAGCUUGAUACCCAACGUGGUGCUGUUUUGGCCAAUGAACUCCGUAACAAUGCAUGCAAAUUGGCGAAAUGGACAGUGCAAGCGCUGUUAGCCAGUUCGGAUCACAUAAAAUUCGGCUAUGUAUCGCGUGCACACAUUCGUGAUUCAUCGCGUCACGUCAUUUUGGGCACAUCACAAUUCCGGCCACAAGAAUUUGCCACACAAAUCAACUUGAGCAUGGACAACGCAUGGGGCAUUUUGCGAUGCAUCAUCGACAUUUGCAUGAAACAAAAGGAUGGCAAAUAUUUGAUCAUGAAAGAUCCAAACAAGCCAAUGAUUCGUUUGUACGAUAUUCCCGAUAACACUUUUGAAACCGAAGGAUCAGACAACUCUGGUGAAGAGUAAAACCAACCAAUUUCCGAUUCAUGGUCAUAUAUUCUUGUCUAAAUUUCAAAAGCAUUUCAGCGUCAACCGUUCUUUUGUUUCUCUCUCUUUUUGAAAGAUCAAAUCGCUUUUUUAAACACAAAUAAUAAUAGGCAGACAAGGAUCAUUUCUUUUUUUUACGUUAAACAAUCAUCAUUUUAAUUGUAUAACGAAUAUUAUGAACAUUAAACAAUUCAAACCAUUAAGAUAUCAAAGUGGUCACAGAAA